Alligator sinensis (Chinese alligator) is the source of this 2751-nucleotide messenger RNA. RefSeq names its product phosphomannomutase 2 (gene PMM2). The record is from RefSeq and is a predicted model, not a curated record. Gene Ontology annotation, biological process: GDP-mannose biosynthetic process; mannose metabolic process; protein N-linked glycosylation. Gene Ontology annotation, cellular component: cytosol. The transcript is spliced from 8 exons. The coding region runs from base 102 to 767 and encodes 221 amino acids. Gene Ontology annotation, molecular function: phosphomannomutase activity. Lineage: Eukaryota; Metazoa; Chordata; Crocodylia; Alligatoridae.
UCCAGUACUGGAAGGGAGUUACAGUGUGGAAACACAGACCUGGAUGAAUAAUUAGGCCUGGAUCUUCUGUAAUAAACUACUCCGCGAAAGUCACAGCAGAAAUGGCAGAAUUUCUGCAGAAGUUGCGGCAGAAGGUGAGAGUUGGAGUAGUAGGUGGUUCAGACUUUGAAAAAAUUAAAGAACAGCUGGGAGAUGAUGUGGUUGAAAAGUUUGACUACGUCUUCCCAGAAAAUGGUCUUGUAGCAUACAAAGAUGGGAAACUGUUGUGCAAGCAGAGCAUUCAGAAUCAUAUGGGUGAGGACAUACUCCAAGAACUAAUCAACUAUUGUCUUAGUUACAUUGCAAAGAUUAAACUACCAAAGAAAAGGGGUACUUUUAUUGAGUUCCGAAAUGGGAUGCUAAACGUAUCCCCUAUUGGGAGAAGCUGCAGCCAGGAAGAGCGAAUUGAGUUCUAUGAACUUGAUAAAAAAGAACAUAUAAGAGAGAAAUUUGUAGCUGAUUUACAAAGAGACUUUGCAGGGAAAGGUCUCACAUUUUCCAUAGGGGGCCAGAUAAGCUUUGAUGUAUUCCCAGAUGGUUGGGAUAAGAGGUACUGUUUAGGGAUUGUAGCCAACGAUGGAUACGGGACCAUUUAUUUUUUUGGUGAUAAAACUAUGCCAGGUGGAAAUGACUAUGAAAUAUACACAGACCCCAGAACAGUAGGCCACAGUGUUACAUCACCAGAUGAAACACAAAGGAUCUGUGAAGAGCUGUUUUUUUCUAAAUGACUGUUGCAUUUGGAUUUUACAUCGAGCCCUCGCUUGAAAAGCCAAGAACUGCUACUAAUCACCUGGAAAAUGAAACUGUAUCAUUCCAUUGUUCAUCUUUCAUUAUCACUGUUAAAUUACAGGUACCUGGCUACUCUCAGUCAACCUGAAAGGAAAAUUGCUCUGAACACAGCCAGCAGAUACUUGAUGAUUUAUAUAUUCGAGCCUCUUUCAGUGUCUUAUCUAAAUGGAACAUGUAGGUUCACCUUUCUUUUUCUCUAUGAAGUGGUACUUCAGGGAACACAAAACCUAAUGACUAGGUGUUUCUAGAUCAGAUUAACCUUGCACACUGCUGCUACCUGACAUUCAGAUUGUGCAUUUUACUUUCCUUUUUCCAGAUCAUGAUUUGAUUCCUACUAGUGUUUCCUUUUGACAUAAAUUAACUGGAUUCUGAAAUAAGGGAAAAAUUGUACCAUUUAAAUUACAAGAUGCCACAGCCGAGAGAGAUGUAUUAUCUGGCUCAUGGGUUGGAUGGUGCUCUGGCUGGCUGACUCAGCUCUGGGUCUGGCUUGCGAGGCAUCUCGCCACAGUUUCAGAGCCCCUAUACCACUGCAGCUAGCACCCAGGAGGCUAACACCAUCCUCCGCAGAACAUUGUUUUCUGUCGCUCCUCAGCAUGCAAAUUGGCAGCGUGGCAGUGAGCACUGCUGGUAACUCCUGUGCACUGCAUGUGCUGGAACAGCAGCUCUGGCAGCUGCAAUGAGAAGCCCCUCAGGCUGGAUCCAGAAGUUGGUUGCCAGCCCAUGAGAAGUCUGCAUCAGGGCUGCCAACUCUCUUAAAUUUGGCACCACUGUGUUAGAUGGUCUUGACAGGAUGAUGUGCUUUAGAAACCCAAGUAAGAGAAAAUGGAGAAAUGUCAUCUUCAGAGACAGUUACAAGUUUUCCCACCAAAUAAAUUAUUUUAAAUAUUACCCAUGGGGACAAGUUGGCAAUUUAGAAAUAUGCAUUUUAAAGAGUAUUGGGUCUCAAAUGUGAAUAGUAUUAAUGUUUGAAAACACUGACAUCAACAAUCAUUUUGAGGAGCCCACAUCAUAUUUCAGAGUUGACCUGAAAUAUUUACCUGAAUACAAGAUGACACCCCUAAUUAAUUCUAUAUAUGGAAAAUUUAAAAACUUACUAUAACUUUCUCUGUAUGGAAUCUACUUCUUGGAGGAUCAUCUUAAAUUCUUCAGGCAGUGGGAGGAGAGGUGCUGAGGGGUUAGUAAUGGGGCAGGUGUGGGGGGGGGGUGGUAGGGCAGGCAAUGGAGGGAGCAGUGUGAAGAUAGGCAGUAGGGGGUCAGUGGGGCAGGCAGCAAGGCAGGCAGCUUGCCCCCGCCAUUCCUCUAUGCCACCUGUGCCCCACCGCAGCCUCUGGUCCCUGGGCUCCCUUCUUCCUGCCUCUACAUGUCCCCCUUCCCCCCCCUUACCUUUGCUAUGCCUCAACAGGCUUCAUCCCUGCUGGAGCCUGGGGCACACAGCAUGGCUGGCACUGCUACUGUGUUUUCUGUGCUUCAAGCUGCAGUGAGGAUAGAGCCUGCUGGUACGGAGGAAAAGGAAGGAGCAGAGGGAGAAUAGCAGUGUAGGGGGAAGACUGGAGGCUGUGGGGAAGGAGUGGCAGGGUAUGCAGAAACAGCAGGGGCUAAAUGGCAACUCUAGCUCCCACCCAAACCCCAGGUUGGGGACAGAGUCACAGCAGCUGCCUGUCCUGUGCCACCUAGUACUUGACUGUAAGGCAAGGGGCUUUCCCAUGUAAAAUGGGGGAGAACCUUGUCUUCAAGUUCAGUAAAUAUGGUAGGUGAUACCUAUUUUUGCUUCUUUGUAUGGCUUGGGAUAAUCAGGGUUUGUUUGUUUUGUUGCCCUCUACCCAAUGGUUUAAAAAAGUAAAAAGCUUCUCUUUCUUUUACCUAGAAGAUGAAUAUGAACAGGGAAGCCAAAAUUCUGAUUAAAGAUCUCUUCUCUUAAUUCAA